This is a messenger RNA of Alternaria burnsii, 2553 nucleotides long. RefSeq lists its product as uncharacterized. NCBI's taxonomy places the organism in Eukaryota, Fungi, Ascomycota, Dothideomycetes, Pleosporales, Pleosporaceae. Gene Ontology annotation, molecular function: protein binding. The annotation marks the transcript as partial. The transcript is spliced from 4 exons. The record is from RefSeq and is a predicted model, not a curated record.
UUCAGGAACAUUUGGAUGCCAAGUAUAUCUUUUGCAGGAGCCAAAAAACGCAAGACGCGUCAUUCCGGUUUUACCUUCACAAAGGCACGUCAAGAACCCGGAGCCACUAUGCUUGGCCCAGCUGAGAACGGACUUUUGCGCCUUGUCGAUGAAUUACUCCUCAACAUUAUCGAUCACAUCGACAACCAGGACGCUCUUUGUAGCCUUUCCGCGACAUGCACGCGGUUCCAAGGUCUCGUUGAACCCUACAUCUGGCGGGAAUUAGAGGUUUUGACAGGGGAUCAUGCACGCAACAUUGCUACAGCACUUGACAAAAGGGAUGACCGGACGGACUAUAUCCAAGAUCUGGCUAUUCGAUACAACGAUACAUAUCGCGAUGGCGUAGAGGAAUUAAACCACUUUUUGAGCCUGAUGAGUAAACUGCGCCAUCUGCACAUUGAGAGUCCUUGCCCGAACAACGUGGAAUGGCAACACGGCGGCAUCUACUUUGAUGGGUACUCAAGGAUUGAUUAUACAAACUUGCUUGCAGCAUCAGUGUAUCCGCGCUCCGGAAUGCCGAUGACGCUGCCGAUGCUACAAUCAUUGACCCUACACGCACACGGUUCGGGAGACAACAAAUAUAAACUAGGCCGCGCCGUUGCUAUGUUUAAACAUCCAAGCUUACAGAACAUCACAUUGUCGUGUUUGGACUUUGACGGAGAACUUGGAAUAUCCGCAUCGGAAACCAAGACGACGCCUCUCCGGUCUCUAACGCUUAUCGAAUGUAACGUCAACGUAAAGUUCCUUGAUGAAGUCUUGAGCCUACCUAAAGCUCUCAAGGAGCUGUCAAUUGGAGAGCGACUCCACGUGUUCCAGGAAUGCCAACCAUCUAUGGACCCCGAACGCCGCACGUCUUCCCGUCAAUUUCUCCUUGCGUUGCAGAAGCAAGCACACUCGCUGCGCCGUCUGACACACUGCGGUGGCCAUGUCGGCCAUCUGACUCCGCGCGACACGGAUCCUGAAGGCGCUGAGAAGUUACGCUCCCUCGUUGAUCUAGAGUACCUCGAGUUGGGUUUUGAAUCACAUCUGUACUACUACCUACGGCAAAGCGGCUUUCCACCAGCCCUCAGAUCCCUCAAGAUGCUCGACUCUGCCAUCUCAAUCAACUCUGGUCACGAUCUGCGCUCGUUAUCCGACAUCGCCUUCCGCUCUCUCACAUCACUUGUAGAUGUCUGUCUUCCAAGAACACUGGCAGAUGACUUCACACUGCACCUCAAGUUCUCGGAUCACUCGUUCUUCCGCCUCUUCGAGAUUGUCGACGCAACAGAACAAGCUCACCUCCUGAGCGCACUCUUCUUCGACCGCGCAGCGACCUACAAGAUCGCUUCGAUGCUCAAAUCCUACAGUACAAACUCCCACUUCCUUGUUUCGCGAGAGACUUUUCCAUCGGGAAAGUCUUUUAUCCCGCCAUACAUGCACGGUGAAGAGCUUCCUGUCGAAGAGCUGAUGUACACCAGCGACGACUUUUGGCGCUUCAACGGCAUCAACUACCGUAUCAUGGAUGACGAGAACUGGAGAGAUGAGCUCAAGAAGGGGAAGAAGCUUGCUAUCUGCAAGAGGUCCAUGGGUACCGACAUGACUGAGAUCGAUUCGUCGAAGCCAGCCGUAGCUUCUCGCUUCCUGGCGCUGCCUGGUGAGCUGCGCAACCGCAUAUACGAAGCCAUCAACGAAGAUGAAGGACCUAAAGAGAUCUGCUUACGCUGGUUCGAUUCUGAGGACCUGAAAACGAUAGAUUUUGAUGGCCUAUUCCUGAUGGACCGCAAUCCUGGUCGCCAGUACAUCGGCCUUGCCCAAACAAAUCGCAUGUUUCGCAGCGAGUUUAUGCCGCUUUACAUGACAGUUCCUCGACUGCUCGUUAACAUAGAAGACGUUUCGUACUACCUCGAGGUCUUCCCUCUCCCUGAUCCGGUUCUUACUGCUUCCAUAAUCACCUCAUUAGGAGAUUUCCUUUCCGUCAUCUACGUACAUACACCAACUGCCAAAAUCGAUCUUCUUCCUCUCCUACGUACGGAUUUGAGUAUGUUUCCCUUCUCCAUUUUCACUCAUUCAGCUCCACCGGGGCAAAGAAAAUGGGGACGUGAGCUUUCUCUUUUGCUCCUGGAAAACUCUUAUCAUGAUCUCGCUCUCUACGGCGGAUCGUGGGAAGAAACUAUCACUACGAUGUACUACAUUCGUGAAUUCCGGAUUGAAUUAUUUUGUUCAUACUCUACCCAUUAUGAUGACUGGAUCGAACUACAGCUAUGUGCCAAGGUCGAUGUUGAAGCCAGUGAUUUCGAGAAACUCCGCAUCUUCCACAACUUCGUCAAUCGGACACAAGCUAUUGGAUAUUGGCGUGUUGAGAUUAGGUGCAUCAGCGGAAGACUGAGUAUGUCUUGUGUGAAUAGGAAGGCUAUUACCGCCAAGAAUUUAGGACCCGUCAAAAAGGCUUGUAGGGUCUGGUCUGCGAAGAGCCGUCGCUAUAUCUUGGCUGCUAAGGAAGAGACAAACAAAGCUGCAAGAAACGCGAGCGUAUAG